This is a messenger RNA of Talaromyces proteolyticus, 2779 nucleotides long. Its product is annotated as putative glycosyl hydrolase. Gene Ontology annotation, molecular function: hydrolase activity, hydrolyzing O-glycosyl compounds. Lineage: Eukaryota; Fungi; Ascomycota; Eurotiomycetes; Eurotiales; Trichocomaceae. The transcript is spliced from 3 exons. Gene Ontology annotation, biological process: carbohydrate metabolic process. The record is from RefSeq and is a predicted model, not a curated record. The coding region runs from base 12 to 2681 and encodes 889 amino acids.
CCGUAGAAGCAAUGGGCGUUCUAGCAAUUCUCACCGCUACCCUAGCCGUACUAGGCCCAGCAGGGGCUGCGGCCUCAGCGGACAUUGUUUCUGCAGCUGGCCAGACAGCUAAAAUCCCAGGGUGGAGCUUGCAAUCAGUCUUGCAUGCCUCCGAUAACUUGACCGCGUUGGCGAAACCUGGUGCCGAUGUCUCUGGAUGGUAUAGGGUGAGCGCUCGCAAGACGGCAAUGGCGGGCCUCAUUGAAGCGGGAGUGUACAACGACACCGACUUAUGGUAUUCGGAUAAUUUGAACCACAUUGUCGAUCGCUCAGUCUUUGGCACGGCAUGGUUGUACCGCGAAGAGUUCACCGUGCAGCCAGAAGCGGGGCAGCAUUACUUUGUCAUUACCCAUGGUAUCACUUCCAAAGCUGAUAUCUGGGUCAAUGGCAAGAAAAUUGCGGACAAAACAUACCAGCAGGGCGCCUAUGGCGGCCACAAGUAUGAAGUCACGCAGCUCCUGCAGUCGGGCGCCAAUGCGAUAUUAAUCCAAGCGUAUGAGACCGAUUACCUCUUGGACUCCGCAAUGGGCUUUGUCGACUGGAACCCAUAUCCACCAGACAAUGGCACUGGGGUGUGGCGUGAUGUCGAAAUCUCUCAGACCGGUCCUGUUACCUUGGCCCCGAUUCGCGUUGUUCACGACUGGACACCAGGGAAAACCUCAACUAAGAUUACCGUCAAGGUUAACGCUACCAACCUGGAAAAUAAGUCAGUCAAGGGCAUCCUCUCAGGGCAGAUAAGUCUUGGUCCAGGCAAGCCACUCAUUCUCUCGCAAUCCUUCACCUUGAAGGCCAAUGAGGAAAAGACUCUUACGGCGACUGGUAAUCUCCAAGACCCACAGAUCUGGUGGCCAGCAAUUUGGGGCGAUCAGCCAUUAUAUGAUGUCAACGUUACAGUACUGGUCGGAAACAAAGAAUCUGAUAUUGCUGAGCCUCGAAAGAUCGGUAUUCGCUAUGUUGAGUCUGGCUUGAAUAAGUUUGGAGACCGUACCUUCAAGGUCAAUGGCGAAAGAUUUCUACCGCUCGGUGGCGGCUAUGGACCGGAUAUGUUUUAUCGUUGGGAUUCGGAGUAUGUACGACAGAAAUUUGAGCUUAUGCUAGAUCUGGGCAUGAACACCGUUCGGCUAGAAGGGAAGCAAGAACACCCAGAACUGUUUGAGAUUGCCGAUGAAAUCGGCCUUAUGAUCAUGCCUGGAUGGGAGUGCUGCGACUGGUGGGAAGGAUGGACAUACAAUACCGACGUCCCCAGCUACGUCCGAUUCAAUGAACACGACUACUGGAUCGCAAAUUACUCCAUGCUGCAUGAAGCCUCCAUGAUGCAGACUCAUCCAAGCAUCCUCACGUUUCUAGUGGGGUCUGACUAUUGGCCAAACGAACGAGCGGCAAAGAUCUACGUGGACGGACUGAGUACAUGGGAUUGGCCCAAUCCCAUUGUAGCCUCCGCGGGCGAACUAGGAUAUCCAAAGAUUCUCGGGUCUUCCGGAGUGAGAAUGGAUGGCCCGUACGACUAUGUCCCUCCAAACUAUUGGUACGGUGGACAGGUUGGCGCUGCUUUUGGCUUUGGCGCUGAAGAGGGUGCUGGUGUUGGAACACCUGAAAUUCGUAGUUUGAAGAGAUUUUUGUCUGAGGACGACCUCAACGAUUUGUGGACUAAACCUAAUAAGGGGUUGUUCCAUAUGUCGAGCAAUGUUUCAUCGUUUUACGAUAGGUCCAUUUAUAACGAUGCCUUAUACAAUCGUUAUGGUGAUCCUACUAGCUUGGAUGACUAUCUGUUGAAAGCUCAGAUUAUGGACUAUGAGGCUACUCGCGCCGAGUAUGAAGGAUUCGCAUCACUGCAAGAUGCUCAUCGCCCUGCGACGGGAGUAAUCUACUGGAUGAUGAACAGUGCCUGGCCCAAUUUGCACUGGCAGCUUUUUGAUUACUACCUCAACACAGCUGGCUGUUUCUUCGGCGUCAAGGUCGGCGCUCGACCGGAACACGUCUCCUUCAAUUAUGAAAACAGGACCAUUUACUUGAUCAAUAGAUUCAAUUCUUUGAACAAGGGAGAUAAAGGUGCCCGUUCAGUGUCUAUUGACUUGAUUGAUACAGAUGGCACUCCUCUAUCCCAUCAGAGCAUCAACGUAACUACAAAGCCAAACCAUUCAAACGAGAUCGCCAAAGUAAGCGGAUUCAACAAAAUUAAAGACGUCGCAUUCCUACGUCUCGUGCUUUCCGAUGCACAGGAAAACGUGCUCAGCCGCAACAUUUACUGGCUCACACCCAAGAACGACGUUUUACAAUGGGACAACUCGACAUGGUACUAUACUCCCAUAACGUCAUUCUCGGACUAUACUUCCCUGCAGAAGCUAUCAACUGCAACCGUUGACACCACCGUCAGCGAUAUUUCUUCAAAGACGGAUCAGUCAACAACAACAUUGCAGGUGCAACUGGAGAAUAAAUCAAAAUUACCGGCGUUUUUCAUCCGUCUCGUCUUGAUUGACUCAAAAACGAAUGAGAAUAUCAAUCCUCCCUUCUGGUCGGAUAACUAUAUCACCUUGUUCCCAGAAGAGUCGCUGACAUUGACCGUUUCUUUUGACUCCAAGUUAUCUUCCUCGCCCGCGGUAGAGGUGUCUGGUGGGAAUAUUAAAACAACGAUUGUGCAAUAGUGGACGUGUUUGACAUACCGCCACGUGCGCGUGGGAGUUAAUCUAGUGUAUAUGUGUAUUUAAUUGGAUAAUAUCUCAUAUAGUUGCUUGGAACAGCG